This is a messenger RNA of Lactuca saligna, 1869 nucleotides long. Lineage: Eukaryota; Viridiplantae; Streptophyta; Magnoliopsida; Asterales; Asteraceae. The record is from the annotation of a GenBank genome assembly.
AUGGGUAACACCUGUGUUGGACCAAAUAUUUCAAAAAACGGAUUCAUCCAAUCCGUUUCAGCUGCAAUGUGGAGAACCCCAGCUGAUUCCACCCCACCUACCCCAAAUGGAGACCAAUCAAAUCACAGCAGACAAUCAGAAUCACCAUUACCUGUUCAAAACAAGCCACCAGAACAAAUCACAAUUCCAAAACCAGACAAGAAACAAGAACAACAACAACAAGUAAAACCCAAAAAAGCCCCUCAAAUGAAAAGGGUAUCAAGUGCUGGCCUUAGAACCGAUUCAGUCUUACAAAGAAAAACCGGGAGUUUAAAGGAGUUCUUCACAUUGGGGAAGAAACUAGGACAAGGGCAAUUUGGUACAACUUUUCUUUGUAUAGAAAAAGCAACGGGUGAACAUUACGCGUGCAAAUCGAUUGCAAAAAGGAAGCUAUUGACAGAUGAAGAUGUGGAGGAUGUGAGAAGGGAGAUUCAGAUAAUGCAUCAUUUAGCAGGGCAUCCGAAUGUUAUAGCCAUUAAAGGAGCUUAUGAAGAUGCUGUUGCAGUUCAUGUUGUUAUGGAAUUGUGUGCAGGAGGUGUUAUGCAUCGCGAUUUAAAGCCUGAAAAUUUCUUGCUUGUUGAUAAGAAAGAAGAUUCACUUCUCAAAACUAUUGAUUUUGGAUUAUCGGUUUUCUUCAAACCAGGUGAAUCAUUUAAUGAUGUGGUUGGAAGCCCAUACUAUGUGGCACCAGAAGUGUUGAGAAAACGUUAUGGUCCUGAAGCGGAUGUUUGGAGUGCUGGGGUUAUUGUUUAUAUCCUAUUAAGUGGUGUACCUCCAUUUUGGGCUGAAACGGAGCAAGGAAUAUUUGAACAAGUCCUGCAAGGCGAUCUUGAUUUCUCUUCUGAUCCAUGGCCAAAUAUUUCUGAAGAUGCAAAAGAUCUUGUAAGGAGAAUGCUUAUUCGAGACCCUAAAAGACGAUUAACUGCACAUGAAGUUUUAUGUCAUCCAUGGGUUCAAGUUGAUGGUGUCGCUCCUGACAAGCCUCUUGAUUCAGCAGUUCUAAGUCGAAUGAAGCAAUUUUCAGCCAUGAACAAGCUUAAGAAAAUGGCUCUUAGGGUUAUAGCUGAGAGUAUGUCUGAAGAAGAAAUAGCAGGGCUAAAACAAAUGUUUCAGAUGAUUGAUACAGACAACAGUGGUCAAAUUACUUUUGAUGAACUUAAAGCUGGAUUAAAAAGAGUUGGUGCUAACCUUAAGGAAUCAGAAAUCUAUGAUCUUAUGCAAGCAGCGGAUGUUGAUAAUAGUGGAACAAUUGAUUAUGGGGAAUUUGUAGCUGCAACUCUGCAUCUGAAUAAAAUUGAGAGAGAAGAUCAUUUGUUUGCUGCUUUUUCAUAUUUUGAUAAAGAUGGAAGUGGUUAUAUUACUGCUGAUGAGCUUCAACAUGCAUGUGAUGAAUUUGGUAUAGAUGCUAGACUUGAAGAGUUGAUUCAAGAUGUUGAUCAAGACAAUGAUGGACGCAUAGAUUACAAUGAAUUUGUGGCCAUGAUGCAAGGACACACAGGGGGGGCACCAAAGAAGAGCCUAGACAAUAGUUUCAGUAUCAAGUUCAGAGAAGCAUUUAAGAUUUGAAUAUAUCAAACUUUUUUCUUGUUAUUUUUUUUUUUGUUCUUUUUCCAUUAUAGGACUUUUUUACUUUCAUUAAAUUUGUAUUUUGGUUUUGAGUUUGAAUUUGUUGUGAAAACUGUAAUUCAGCUCUGAUUUGUAUCUUGCUACAACCGAAUGUUAUCAAGUUCUUUGUGGAUAUUAACUUAUGGGUUUCUUGUAACCCCUUGUUUUAAGAGGAUACGAUGGUUCUUGCAAAAUAAAGAAGCGUCAUCUUUGCUAGAAUACGUG